This is a messenger RNA of Coturnix japonica (Japanese quail), 2755 nucleotides long. The record is from RefSeq and is a predicted model, not a curated record. NCBI's taxonomy places the organism in Eukaryota, Metazoa, Chordata, Aves, Galliformes, Phasianidae.
AGUGAUAGAGGGAUAAUGAAGAAACAGCAAACAAUGAAGAGCAAGAGUCACCUAUACUUCGCAGGGAAGAAGGCAGGGAACAGAAAAAUGGAUUAUUCAUCCAUGAGCGACAACAGAUUAGCGAUGGAACCAUCCAAAGAGUUUGUAUUCAAUUACAAAGGGUGUUACUUUGCUGUAAAUACUACACCUGAGCAUGUAGCUUCCCUGGAGAAUUUUGAAAUCAAAGACAGUGAUAUAUUUAUAACUACUUAUCCAAAAUCAGGAACAGUGUGGACUCAGAAUAUUUUGAGCUUAAUACUCCACAAAGGCCACCGUAAUGGAACAGAAAAUAUGGAGACCAUGGACAGAAUCCCCUGGUUGGAAUAUAAUAUAAGAAAUGCUGAUUUUGAUAGUCUUCCUUCGCCUCGAGUUUUUGUCACUCACCUGCCUUACUACUUAACUCCAAGAGACCUGAGAAACAGAAAGGGACGUGUUAUUUAUGUCUCCAGGAACCCUAAAGACGUGUUGGUUUCUUACUAUCACUUCUCCAAAUUCAUUGUAACUUUAGAGGAAAUACCAGAUUUUAACAUUUUCAUGGAGAGAUUUUUAGCUGGAAAAGUGCUUGCCAGUGCCUGGUUUGAUCACGUUUCAGGCUGGUGUAACCAUGCAAAGGAUUUCAAUAUACUCUUCCUGACCUAUGAGGAGAUGAAAAAGGAUCUCAGAAGCGCUGUGCUGAAAAUCUGCAACUUCAUAGGCAAGAAGCUGAGUGAAGAGGAAAUAGAAAGUGUUGUGAGACAAGCUACAUUUGAGAACAUGCAAAAAGACCCCAGGGCAAACUACGAGAACAUGCCAGAAGACAUUGCAAUGAAAGGGAAGGGCAGAUUUCUACGGAAAGGCACCGUUGGAGACUGGAAAAACAUGAUGACAGUGGCGCAGAAUGAAAGGUUUGAUGAAGUUCUUAUGGACAAAAUAAAGACCCUGCCUAUCAAGUUCACCUGGGAUCUUGACAGCGAAAUGUAGUCUGGCUUUGAGUUUUGUCACUCUUUGGAGUUCAUUGAGGAUGGACAUGCUUGAAGUCCAGGAAGAACCAACCAUGACAAUUUUCAGCUGUGCUGUAGAGACAGUAAAUAGGAGAACCCAUUCAGAAAAUGAGACUUAUCUGAAGGAGUUAUUCAAUGUCUUCAGUUUAGUCUUUCUAAUUUUAUGAAUUCUUUUAGUUAAUUUCCAUAGUAAACCACGCAUUCCAUUCUCCAUGAUUGCCAUUUGCAUUCGCUGGUUUUUAUAACACCCCUGUUACAGGCAGCCAAAUGAAGUAGCCCUGAUGCUGCAUGUUCUGAUGUUGCCUACUGACUGAAAUGCUUCACUACACUGCCUGUGUUCCUCUAAUAUUCAGAUUUUCUUCCUAGAGCUGUUGUGGUUGGAAGCUACCUGCAGUCUGUGACUUACAUAGACAUUGGCUCACUAUCAGGAUUAUUCUGUCCAUGAUGCCCAUGAACUGUUCAUGAUUUUUACAAAGAAACAAAUAAACAAAUAAACAAACAAACAAAACAAAACAAAAAACUUCAACAACCAAAAAAGUAAAAAAACACCAAAUCUUGAUUACUUAAGAAUUAAUGACAUUUGUGAGGUCAAUGACACACCUCGAACAUGUGUGUGAAUCUGAGAGACAUUACUAUUAUUAUUAGCAUUUAUCUCCUAAAUGUUGCCAGUUGUCAUACAUCAGUGCUUCUUUGUAGUUUAACAUAAGCAUAAAGUAAUCUUUUAUUUCCACCUAUUCUAAUACUAUCAGUGGUAAAUUCAGCUUCAAGGAUGAACCCAUUCUCAAAUCACUCUUAAUACUGAGAUGAUGUAUCUUCCCUAAUGAGAACAAUUAAUAUAGAACUGCCUUGCAGACUGACUGUAUUUAUAGAAACUUUAAGGAUCUCUGAGUCUCCCAUUCCUUUCUUUUUUUCCCCCCCCCAAAAUAUAAUCAAUUUAGAGAAAUCAAAUCUGCCAAAUUUCUCAAAGAGAGAAAAUAUGAAGUUUAAUCUCAGUAAGUAUUGCAAAGCAGUUACUAUUGUGCAUAACAGUGGUUUUCUCUGAAGUACUUAGGAAAGGAGUUAUGGCGAGUCUUGAUUAAAGCAGGACAGGAUGUUGGUGUUUAACUACUCCUUCAUCAGUCUUCUUAUUUCUCAUGCCACGUAGUCAUUACUGCCAAUGAAAUUAUGAGUUUAUAUAUACAGAUAUUUGUAUAAUAUAAUAAACUUCUUUAAAUGUAAAUUAAUUCUAAAUAUCUACUCUGUCAUGACUAUUUACAGAACAUUUUUCUUUUUCCUUAACUUUUCCUUCACCUCUUUCCAUGAUGUUCAAAUAAAAACAGUGCUGUAUAGGCGAAGUUUAUGCUUCCGUAAUGUCUCUAUAAUUAUCAGCCUUGCAGCUAUCUUUCUUGACUCAAGAAACUUGCAUUCUGUUUGCUCACAUAAGUUGGUGUUUCUGUGUCCUUUAUUUCCCCCUACUUGUCCAGGUAACCUCACUGUUAGAUGGAGGUGAAGGUUAGUUUAUGUACAGGAAAUACUUUAUGGAAAAAUGCUAUAGAAGUCUAUGCACAAGAGUGCAAAUGUUUCAUUUCUACACCUGUUUUUAUUCUGAUUGCAGACAGUAACCGACCCCAUUCCAUUCUCUGUAUCUUUCAUCUGCAUCUGAAUGUUCAUCUCUAUGUUUUAUGUCUGCUACUGCAGUGCUUAAAAAGUUAGAAAAAUACCCAGUAGGUAAAUAAAAAGUGCAUCUGCUUUACUCA